AUGAAAGCAUUCAGUUGUCUACUUGUAUUCUACAUUAUUCUUUCCAGCAAUUGUCCUGGUUAUGGUUAUCGCAACAAGGAUCCAUGGUGGGGUCGCCGACGAUAUCGAUUUGAUCUGGCUAUUGCAAGCUUUGUGAAGAGUUCAAACCCAGGUUCUGUAUGGUUUACACCUCGAGGAAAAUAUAUGUACCUGAAUGGCAGUGUUUCCGGGCUUCCACGUGGCAAACUACUGGGUGUACACAUUCAUCAAUACGGAGGUCUCGGAAACAUGUGUCUUGAAGCUGGACCACAUUUUAACCCCUUCAAGCAACGUCAUGGAGGACGUACAGGUCAUCCUAGACAUGCAGGUGAUUUGGUAAAUAUUCCAGUUGAUGGAAAUGGUGUAAUGCAUUUCGAUCUAUGGGUUAGCUUAUACGGACUUGGACCAUACAACGGAUUUAUUGGGCGUGCUCUAGUUAUACACCAAAAGACUGAUGAUCUUAGAAUAUUUCCAGAUACAGGAAGUCGAACAACUGGUAAUUCAGGCGCCAGGUUGGCUUGUGCUACAAUCGGAUAUCGUGCUCCUUAA
Heterobilharzia americana is the source of this 567-nucleotide messenger RNA. NCBI's taxonomy places the organism in Eukaryota, Metazoa, Platyhelminthes, Trematoda, Strigeidida, Schistosomatidae. The record is from the annotation of a GenBank genome assembly.